CCAAACUGAGGAGGAUCAGAGAAGAAGAACGUCGUCACUCGUCUGCAGAGUAAACGACUGAAAGGGAGCGAGGAGAAGGAGGUGGAAAAAGAGGAGGCGGAGGAACCAAACCACCCACAGAGAGUUUCCUCUCACACACACAGUUUGUGUUCACAGCAGCUUCACCUCUCUGACAGCAGGAGAAGAGAAAGAAGGAGUCACAAGGAGAAGCUGACUCUCCUCCACCCUUCACGAUAGAGGAGCAGACUCACCACCUGCAUCAUGGGAACGCUUUGAGUCCUCAAAGACCCCUGAAGACCUCUGGUUCCUCCUCCACCAAACCUCCCCCAGCAUGUUGGCCAGGCCGACCCAGGGUGGGGCGGGGGGGCAACUGGGCCUGACGUUGAUGGUGAUGAUGGUGAUGGUGGCGCUAGUGGUGGAGGCAGCCAGCGUGGAGGAAGUGGAGAGUGAGGAGAGCGAGGAGGUCCUGGAGGAGGAGAUCCUGGAGCCGCUGGCCUCAGUGUCUCCACUCAGCUCCUGGCUCAUCUUCAGGAGAAACUCCAACAAAGGGGACAACCGGAGAAGCAAAGGGACCAGGAGAACCUCAAAGCAUGGUCUUCCAGGACCUCCAGGACCUCCAGGACCUCAGGGACCCCGGGGGCCUCCGGGACCCACCACCCCUCUUCUUCCCCAGCAGCAGGAGGUCCUCCAGGAGUUGCAGCUCAGACUCAGAGACAUGGAAGGAGUGUGUUUUCAGUGUGAUGCUACUCCUCGUGUCUCCACCUCCUUCCUCGGUCGCCUCCACCAGGACGUCAUCGUCCCUCGACGCAGCCUGCUGGAGCUGCAGCCGUUUAGUCAGCCUUCGGACUCAGAGCGGAGCCUCCAGAGGGGGCGGAGCUUCAACAGCAGCAGCGGCCGGUUCACAGCCGCCGUGUCCGGAUUCUACCAGCUGACCGCCAGCCUGCUGAUAGACAGCGGAGACCGAGGCCACGCGAGACUCCGAGACAGCGUGAGAGCCGCCGUGUGCAUCGAGUCGCUCUGCCAGAGCAACCUCUCUGUGGACUCGGUGGUGGGCGUGGCGGCUGCAGGAGGAACCUUCAGCAUCCUGCUCACAGGAACUCUUCAUCUGCAGGCUGCGGAGUACGUGUCGGUCUUCGUGGAUAACUCCAGCGGGUCGGCCCUCAGCGUCCUGCGGGACUCCUUGUUCUCUGGGAUUCUGCUGGGAGUCUGAACCCUUCGCACCUCUUUACCUGAUCAGCUCGGAGGUCAAAGGUCACAGGAGCUCCUCCCCGUCCUGUUUGCCUCAGUGCCACUUGAUGGACAGACAAAUCAUCACUCUCAUUAAAUAUAUAUAUACAUAUAUAUAUAUAUAUAUACA
Molecule: messenger RNA, 1357 nt
Organism: Gasterosteus aculeatus aculeatus (three-spined stickleback)
Lineage: Eukaryota; Metazoa; Chordata; Actinopteri; Perciformes; Gasterosteidae
Product: adipolin
Molecular function (GO): hormone activity
Source: RefSeq, a predicted model, not a curated record